UCGGUUUGGCUGUCACCCUCACUGCUGGCAGGUUUUUGUGCGUUUAGUUCGGUUAGUGCGAGAGAAUGGCUCAACAUUUCGAGCAUGUGAAAGUGGGGCUUAUUGUGAAAAUUCAACGCAGCAAUGGGAUGAUACAGGAUGCAAGUAUAACUGAAUUAUUUACAGAUAAGUCCAGUGUAAGAGCUGAGUGGCUAGAGGGCAGCUUAAGUAAGGCCAAAGAGAUUGACAUUGAAAGCUUACUGUCGUUAAAUCCUAAUUUAGUAGAAAAAAUGCCACCUUCAAACCUGCCAAGAAGAAACUCUAGGGUCCCAAGACGUGAAUCUGUUCUCCCAAGGAAUGGGAUUGCAAAGGAAAUACCACGCUCCACUCGUUCAAGAACACAAGCCACAUUGGAAAUGCAAAUUACGCCCAAUUCUAGACUAUCAGAAGUAGAACCUGUAAUACACAAGACUCUUGCAACAGGAAGAAAGUCUGUAUGUGUAAGAGAAACUGAAAAGCUAAAGAAACAACGUGAAGAUCGGAGAACUCAGUUACAGGAGAUAAGAGAAAAACGUGGACAGGAAUAUGAUGCUAGCAAUCCAAACUGGGAAUUCUUGAAGAUGAUUACAGAACUCCGAGCUACUUUAGACUCCUAUCAACUUCUCUCUCAUUCAGAUCCUGUUGAGCUUCACAAAAUUUGUGUGUGUGUCCGAAAGCGGCCUCUCAGCAAAAAAGAAAAGUUAAAAAGAGAGAUUGAUGUGAUUACCAUCUCUGGCAAAAAUGUUGUUCUGGUGCAUGAGCCAAAGAUGAAGGUUGACCUCUCAAAAUACCUGGAUAACCAACCCUUCAGAUUUGACUAUGCCUUUGAUGACUUUGUUACAAAUGAGGAGAUAUACAGGUUCACAGCAAAACCCUUAGUACGGACCAUCUUUGAGAGGGGAAUGGCUACCUGUUUUGCCUAUGGACAGACUGGAAGUGGCAAAACUCAUACGAUGGGUGGUAAUUUCUCUGGGAAGAACCAAGACUGCUCAAAAGGAAUCUAUGCUUUUGCAACUCAAGAUGUGUUUUUACUGCUUGAACAGCCUCGAUACAAGGAUCUCAAUCUGAAAGUAUCCGUAAGCUUUUUUGAAAUCUACAGUGGUAAGGUGUUUGAUCUCUUGAAUAAAAAAACUAAGCUGCGUAUAAUGGAAGAUCAUAAACAACAGGUACAGAUUGUAGGUCUCUGGGAACAGGAUGUCUUUUCUGCAGAUGAUGUGGUCAAGAAUAUUGAUAUGGGGAACAAUUACAGGACAUCUGGGCAAACAUCUGCAAAUAGCAACUCUUCUAGGUCCCAUGCAGUAUUCCAGAUUCAUCUUCGGAGGAAUCAUGAACUUUACGGUCAGUUUUCUCUCAUUGAUCUGGCUGGAAAUGAGCGAGGUGCUGACACUAGCAGUGCAGACCGACAAACCAGAAUGGAAGGUGCAGAGAUUAAUAAAAGCCUACUUGCCUUGAAGGAGUGCAUUCGAUCACUUGGGCAGAAUAAUAACUAUACACCAUUUCGAGCAAGCAAGCUGACCCUAGUUCUCAGAGAUUCGUUUAUUGGUGAAAAUUCGAGAACUUGCAUGAUUGCAAUGAUCUCACCGGGAUUAAAUUCUUGUGAACACACAUUAAAUACAUUGAGAUAUGCAGACAGGGUGAAAGAACUUGGUGUUGAGGAGGUUUCCGAUCAGCCAGUAUGUUCCACAAUACCUGAAGAGCAAGGAUUCAAUGAAUCCUUGGAGUCUGACAUUCGGUUGCUCUGUAAGGAAAAUGAGGCACCAUCAAAGAUUUGUGACUUGCAUGUAGAUGUUGCUCACAUAAUUGAACUAGAAGAGCAAGUGGUGGAUGAACAUCGUGAAAUUCAACAGAAACUGCAUUUGUGGAUUGAUGCAGAUGACAAACUCCUGGAGAUGACUCAGCUACCUGAUUAUAAUGUUGAAAAUUACGCCAACAUAUUGCAAACUUACAUGGAUGAGAGGAUAGAAAUAUUUCAAGAUUUUAACAAAAACCUGAAAGCCUUGAGACAAGCUUUGCAGAAGGAGGAACAAACUGCCAAAACUCAAGGCUGAAAAGUCAUCAGCAUCAAUUUGUGAAUCUGAAAUUUGUUAAACGUACUUGCAUUGUAACUGUGUUGACCACCGAAUUCAACUGUCAUUCGCCCAGGGGCCACAAAGUGUGCAUGUGUUCCUCUUUACUGUUUCUGUCCUUACAAACUUCUUUCCAAAUCUUUGUCUAUAUGAAUUUUCUUAAAUUGUACAGAUUUAUAUCUAGUAUGCUUGAACUGACUUUGUCACACAACUAAAGGAAGAAGUAUGCAGACAAAGCAGUGCAGGCUUAAUUAGUUUUUUGAGAUGCAUUGAUUUCUCUAACCCAUUUCUCAAUUGCCUGUGAAGAAAUUACCUUGGAGUUUUUAAGUACUACAAUGGAAUUGCUGUAUCCCUUGCCCUUUUUCACCAUCCUCUCCCAAAUGCUCCAAGAGACCAAUUUUAAUAUGUUGGUAUUGUGGGACUGUGUAUUUAAAACAUACAACGUUUUCUAAGUUUAACAAUGUCUUUUUUAUAAUUAUUCUAAUAGAAUACACUACCUACUUUGUUUCUGAAUUUAAUGAAUAGUGGGUUUUGUAUUCCAUUUUCAAACCAAGGGUCAAUUCACUAUGCAUAUUAAAUACAGAAUGGUAGUAUUUAACAAACUUGGUAUUCCUUUGUUACACUAAAACUUUUGAAUUGUUGAUGGACUUUUAGUUUUUUCAACCAGCUGCCAGGAUAUUGUAACUCUUGCCUUUGUAUAAGCAAAAAUUUAAGCCCUGGGUGCUACCUGUGUCAACUGAAGUGAAACAUGGCAAUUUUGAAUUGUUCUACUGUAAAGGCAAAGUAAGCUUCUUUUGCUUAAAAUGUGCUUAACUUGUAAGUGAAAGCAUCUCAUUCACUUUUUAAAUCCUGUUCAGAAAUGGAGUAGAAGGAAGGGCAUCAUAGAUUUUUGAUUCUGAAAAGUUUUUUUAUGUUAAAAAAAAAUUAGUUGAAGUACUGAAUUAAGGUUUUCUUCAUUUAUCCCUAAAUGAUUGCAGUACUGAAGUGGAAAAGCCAAUCCCAAGAUGUUGGGGCAUGGAGAUUCAUUGAAUUGAAGAAUCAUUAUAUUGUAAUAUUUAAUAAAGAAAUUAAAAGCCAUGCAAACCAGUUGAUUGUUUUUAUAAUUUGUA
Messenger RNA from Hemiscyllium ocellatum (epaulette shark), 3193 nucleotides. It is a transcript of the gene kif2c, whose product is annotated as kinesin family member 2C. The record is from RefSeq and is a predicted model, not a curated record. The coding region runs from base 66 to 2066 and encodes 666 amino acids. Lineage: Eukaryota; Metazoa; Chordata; Chondrichthyes; Orectolobiformes; Hemiscylliidae. The transcript has 20 exons. Gene Ontology annotation, biological process: microtubule-based movement. Gene Ontology annotation, molecular function: microtubule motor activity; microtubule binding; ATP binding.